AACAAGAGAACAGCCAUCGCUGCUUUUAGGUGGUCCUGAAACUUGCAGCCCUGUGAAAACGCCUGCCCAAACCAGACCAGAUUACAAAGAGCGAUUAAGCAACCUCAAAGCUGGUUGAGGAAUUGCAAGGAUUUGAAAGCAAAAGGCCUUCCCCAACCGGAGAAGAUGAAGAAGUAAACAUUUCCCACAUCUCUUCCUCGCAAGCACUGCCCCUUAUCAGGAGCAUUCCAGCCUGCCCUGUUUGUCACAGGAACCGGCCGGAGCGGGAGCACGCUCGCAGCUGGUGGAGUGAUUCAGUGGUGAUGGGGAAAGGCAGGUGGAGCAGGUAAGUCACCUCUGGACAGGAAGGUAUAAAAGAUACCUGAAUUACAGCGGCAGGGCCACUUGUACACAGACCUACCGUGCUGGAAACAAGUCAGGAAGCAACCAGGGAGCUGGGAAACCGGAAAGCAACUUAUAACACAAGACACUAAGCCUAUCCUCUGGAGAGAAGACUCUUCAGGGGUAGAAAUCAAGAGCCUGGAACAUGCUUUUCUCCUCCUAAGCAGCACUUUGAACAGGCUUUGCCCAUGCUGCCACCAUAAUAUCUGAGUGCCUCCCAGCCUAAUAGGCUGCCAUAACGAGGUCCCUACUUGACCUCAUGGAGUCUUCUGCUCUCCUCCCUGCGCAGGUAUCGGGGAGCACCAGCCGGGAGUCUCCCAGGGCUCUCUUUAUUUCCCCGGGCACCAUCAUGUCCUGCUUCACACACCUAUGGCAUUCCACCACGGCGGAGUCUCCCACCAGCCCGGUCCCUGCCUCUCCAACUGAAAUCCCCAUCCCCAUCAGCCCCAUUGUUGUCACCUCCCCAGGAGAUGGCAAGAGGAAGGCGAGAUCCCCAACUGACAAACCUGGCUCUCCGAACCCAGCCUCUCCAAAGCCAGCCUCUCCUGUCGAGUGUUCCAUUUGCUUCAACACCUACGACAACACCUUCAAGACACCCAAACUGCUCCAAUGCUCCCAUGUUUUCUGCCUGGAAUGCGUGGCCCGUCUGAGCACGGGGCUGCCCCCGAACCAACCAGAGGACCAGCUCCCCUGCCCCUUCUGCAGGCAGUUGACCAGCAUCCCUCUGGAAGGUGCCCCAGCAUUGGAAACCAGUAAGGAGCUCCUUGCCACGCUGCCUCCCGAGCUCCAGCAGGAGAAGGUGCUGUGGAUGGAAGGGACCAAGCUGUGCUGCCGUCAGUCAUCCGACGACCCCGAGGAUCCAGACUCCUGUAUCUCCAUCGAUGUUGCCAUGAGCAAGCCAGAAAGCUCAGAGGCCCCCCCGACAGGGCUAGCUGGGAGGCUGUCCCGCUGUGACAUGUGUGAUGACUGGAAGCGCAUAGUCCUCCUCUCUGCCUUGAUCAUCAUCCUCUUCUGCAUCAUUCUGUGGCCAGUCCAGUGUGCCCUGAAGACAGGGAACCUCCGGUGCUUCACAAGGACUGUUGCCAUGAGCAGACCCGAGUAUCUUCCCCCUAAACACACCACGGCAGCCACACCAGUGACACAACUCCCUUUCCAGUAGCAGCAAAGCAGCUCCUCGCUCCCAUCUAGCAGCACAUCGUGGAGGUGGGAACAGGGCCGCUGCUCCAGCAGCAUUCCAUGGUCCUGGAAGACCUCAUGGCCCACUCCCCACGCUCCUACCUUGAACGCAUGCAUUCACCUUCAGGAGCUCUACUGAAGUACAUCCCUGCCAAGCCGUCUCCAGCCCAGGAAUGCCCCAAGGAGCUGCUGCAGCAUCCUGCUGCCAAAAUCCCCACGGAAAACAGAGCUCCGAAGGCUUCUGGAACCGUUUGCCCUGUGUGCCAUCCUGACUGGGUACCAGCUGCCAGUGGGUGCAAUUCCUCUAACUCCCUCAGGGAAUAAAGGGCUAUUUCUGCAAACUGAAGGAUCUACAUGAUUAUUCCUAAGAGGAGCUGGGAUUGGGAGGGUAAAGACAUGUCAAAGGCAUAGAAACAGAUGAAAAUCACCUUCAUGCCACACGCUUGGAACAUUUCCCUCGUGUUAUUCCAUGUUGGAGGUGUAAAUGCUGCCUCCUGCUGACCAAACAUGGAUGUGCCACCGGUACCCAUCACCUCGGUUGUGUUACCACCCCGAUGAGCUUGGGAACGGAGCAGAGAGCCCAUUCUACUCGCUUUUCCCUUAAGAAGAUGCUUAAAAAUCCCUCAUUCCUACCUGGAAAGCAACUCUGAACAUAAGGGGGGAAGUUUUUAGGCACUAUACAU
Pezoporus occidentalis (night parrot) is the source of this 2240-nucleotide messenger RNA. It is a transcript of the gene RNF223, whose product is annotated as ring finger protein 223. Gene Ontology annotation, molecular function: ubiquitin protein ligase activity. The transcript is spliced from 3 exons. The record is from RefSeq and is a predicted model, not a curated record. Gene Ontology annotation, biological process: protein ubiquitination. Lineage: Eukaryota; Metazoa; Chordata; Aves; Psittaciformes; Psittacidae. The coding region runs from base 641 to 1540 and encodes 299 amino acids.